Molecule: messenger RNA, 2540 nt
Organism: Piliocolobus tephrosceles (Ugandan red Colobus)
Lineage: Eukaryota; Metazoa; Chordata; Mammalia; Primates; Cercopithecidae
Gene: MSTO1
Product: misato mitochondrial distribution and morphology regulator 1
Exons: 14
Coding region: 80-1840 (586 amino acids)
Biological process (GO): mitochondrion organization
Cellular component (GO): cytoplasm; mitochondrion
Source: RefSeq, a predicted model, not a curated record
CCACGCGCCUGCUAAGCCAAUCGGCUAGGAGCAGCGAGCGGCGGGGCUGGGUCCCUGCGGUCCCUUGGAGCCGCGCAGUAUGGCGGGCGGGGCCCGGGAAGUGCUCACACUGCAGUUGGGACACUUUGCCGGUUUCGUGGGCGCGCACUGGUGGAACCAGCAGGAUGCUGCGCUGGGCCGAGCAACCGAUGCCAAGGAGUCGCCGGGAGAGCUGUGCCCCGACGUCCUGUAUCGUACGGGCCGGACGCUGCACGGCCAGGAUACCUACACGCCGCGACUCAUCCUCAUGGAUCUGAAGGGUAGUUUGAGCUCCCUAAAAGAGGAAGGUGGACUCUACAGGGACAAACAGUUGGAUGCUGCAAUAGCAUGGCAGGGGAAGCUCACCACACACAAAGAGGAACUCUGUCCCAAGAACCCUUAUCUCCAGGACUUUCUGAGUGCAGAGGUGAGGGCCUCUGCCCUGAACUUUUUAACCCGAGGGCCUCCACAGGGGCAGGGAGUGCUGAGUAGUGAUGGUGUUUGGAGGGUCAAAUCCAUUCCCAAUGGCAAAGGUUCCCCACCACUCACCACCGCUACAACUCCAAAACCACUUAUCCCUACAGAGGCCAGCAUCAGGGUCUGGUCAGACUUCCUCAGAGUCCAUCUCCAUCCCCGGAGCAUCUGUAUGAUUCAGAAGUACAACCAUGAUGGGGAAGCAGGUCGGCUGGAAGCUUUUGGCCAAGGGGAAAGUGUCCUAAAGGAACCCAAGUACCAGGAAGAGCUGGAGGACAGGCUGCACUUCUACGUGGAGGAAUGUGACUACUUGCAGGGCUUCCAGAUCCUGUGUGACCUGCACGAUGGCUUCUCUGGGGUAGGCGCGAAGGCGGCAGAGCUGCUACAAGAUGAAUAUUCAGGGCGGGGAAUAAUAACGUGGGGCCUGCUACCUGGCCCCUACCAUCGUGGGGAGGCCCAGAGAAACAUCUAUCGUCUAUUAAACACAGCUUUUGGUCUCAUGCACCUGACUACUCACAGCUCUCUCGUCUGUCCCUUGUCGUUGGGUGGGAGCCUGGGCCUGCGACCUGAGCCACCUGUCAACUUCCCUUACCUGCAUUAUGAUGCCACUCUGCCCUUCCACUGCAGUGCCAUCCUGGCUACAGCCCUGGACACAGUCACUGUUCCUUUUCGCCUGUGUUCCUCUCCAGUUUCCAUGGUUCAUCUGGCUGACAUGCUGAGCUUCUGUGGGAAAAAGGUGGUGACAGCAGGAGCAACCAUUCCUUUCCCCUUGGCUCCAGGCCAGUCCCUUCCUGAUUCCCUGAUGCAGUUUGGAGGAGCCACCCCAUGGACCCCACUGUCUGCAUGUGGGGAGCCUUCUGGAACACGUUGCUUUGCCCAGUCGGUGGUGCUGAGGGGUAUAGACAGAGCAUGCCACACGAGCCAGCUCACCCCAGGGACACCUCCACCCUCCUCCCUUCACACAUGUACCACUGGGGAAGAAGUCUUGGCUCAGUAUUUACAACAGCAGCAGCCUAGAGUCAUGAGUUCUUCCCAUCUGCUGCUGACUCCCUGCAGGGUGGCUCCUCCUUACCCCCACCUCUUCUCAAGCUGCAGUCCACAGGGUAUGGUUCUGGAUGGUUCCCCCAAGGGAGCAGUGGAGAGCAUCCCAGUGUUUGGGGCACUGUGUUCCUCUUCGUCCCUGCACCAGACCCUGGAGGCCUUGGCCAGAGACCUCACCAAACUCGACUUGCGGCGCUGGGCCAGCUUCAUGGAUGCUGGAGUGGAGCACGAUGACGUAGCAGAGCUCCUGCAGGAGCUACAAAGCCUGGCCCAGUGCUACCAGGGUGGUGACAGCCUCGUGGACUAAAGUUCCCAGUGUGGGAGAGAGGAGCUAGUUUGCAAUAAAAACAGCUGGAUGCAGGAGCCCAGUGUCUUCGUGCAGAGGAGCUCAAUGUCGCAGGACUAGCUACACCAACAUAUGCACUUUUUACAUUUAGAAACACUGUGAUUAGACCACAGAACAAUAAAUAAGUGCCAUCAGACCAAAAAAAGUAGAGAAAGGAGCUGAACUCCACUCACUCGAUGCUAUUUACAGAGGAGAUCUGUAAGGUCUUCAUAAAAGACCUUGAAUGGUGCCUAGGAUGGCAGAGCCCCUGGGUCCUACUCCAUCCUCCAGCCUUUGUCCUCGUCCUGGGCUCCUCUCCUGGUCUGUAAACUGGGCACAAGGACUGUACAAGCAGAGUACAACUACCCUCCUGCCUAAUGACAGGGCACCUGUUGGGUUUGGUCCUGCGUAGAUGAUACCCAAGUAUUCCCAGAGUCUCAUUCAUCCAGCUCCUCUUCAGACAGAAGGUCCCCACAGUCAGACAGCUGGUCUGCGUUGCUGGUACUGGUAGCAUCAUCCUCAUCCUCAGAGCUGGCUUCACAGGCAGUGCAGAAGAGCUGCAUGAGUUCUCGAAAACGGUGGGAGACCUAAGAAAGGAGCAGGGCUGUAUUCACUGAUCCUUAGUAACAUGUUAACAUUUAUGAAGCACUAUAUAUUGAUUUGCAAAAUCUUUUAUGUAUUC